Molecule: messenger RNA, 2157 nt
Organism: Caenorhabditis remanei
Lineage: Eukaryota; Metazoa; Nematoda; Chromadorea; Rhabditida; Rhabditidae
Exons: 10
Coding region: 1-2157 (718 amino acids)
Biological process (GO): protein phosphorylation; regulation of mitotic cell cycle
Cellular component (GO): nucleus
Molecular function (GO): cyclin-dependent protein serine/threonine kinase activity; ATP binding
Source: RefSeq, a predicted model, not a curated record
AUGAGCGACCAUAAGGAAAGCUCACACGAUGAAGGUGAAUUAUCUGAUGAAAGUCAUAAAAGAAGUAAUCGUGCAUCAAGUUCAGAAGAAGCCAAAUCUACCAGCUCAAGCAAAGAAUCAAAAAUGCGCGAGAGUAUCCUCAGCCGAUUAAGUAAACGAAAACAAAGUGAAAGCGACGACGAUACUACUGAGCAACGUUUUUCGAUUCAGCCAAAAGAUGCGCAAAAAGCUAAGGAAGAGAGAUACCGAGAAAAAGAACGAGAAAGAAGAAAAGAACGGGAGCACCGAGAUGAUAGGAGAGGAGAACGUGAAGUUGAAACGAGACAAAAAGAUCGAGAUUUCAAAGGACGACACGAAAAACCUGGAAGAGAUGUAAAGAGCCAUGAACACAGACACCAUCACCAUCGUAAACACGAAGGAGAUCAGCAUAGAAGACCUGAAAGAGAUCGGUCUUCCGACAGAGAUGCUGAUAAGCAUAGAAGACGUGAAGACCGCAACAAGGACCGACAUAGAAAGUCGAGAACUCCUGAUGAAGAUCAACUUAAAGGAUCUCCUAUCAAAAAGCCACGACAUACUAAUAAUCAAGAAGAAGCAAAACUUUUUGAUAGAGUUUUGGAUCCGAAUUAUAAAACAAAAGAAAAAGAGGUUUUGGUAGUGGAAGAUGUUGAAAUGUCGCCAAUUGAGAUAUUAGAAGAAAAGGAUGAGAAGGAAAUCGUUGAAGUAAUCAUAGAUUCCCCAGUUGGACCUAAGAAGUAUUCAAAAUUCGAAAGUGACCCUGAAAGUGAUCAUGAUGAACAAGGAAAAGUUGAAUCUGAAAAUGAUGAUGAAGACGAUGAUGUGGUCGAAGUUCUUGAUGACCCACUGAACUCUGACGACGAAAGCGAUGAUGAUAAAUACAACAGAACUCCCGAAGACAGGGAGUGGGAAGAUAUGACUGAAGCUGAGCAAAGACUACACAGGGAGGCAAUGAAGAAACGACAUGCUGUUCGGCAAAAAGCACUUAUCUCUCAGCUCCCAGUUUUCUAUCCUGGGCUUAUGGGAUGUAGAAAUAUCGAUGAGUAUGAAUGUGUCAAUCGGGUUGACGAAGGAACUUUCGGAGUUGUUUAUCGUGGAAAAGAUAAACGGACUGACGAGAUUGUUGCGUUGAAACGUUUGAAAAUGGAGAAAGAAAAGGAGGGAUUUCCGAUAACUGCUCUCCGCGAAAUCAACAUGUUACUGAAAGCUGGAAAUCAUCCGAAUAUUGUUAACGUGAAGGAAAUUCUGCUGGGAAGUAAUAUGGAUAAAAUUUAUAUGGCUAUGGAAUUUGUGGAGCAUGACAUGAAAAGCCUUUUGGAUACAAUGUCUCGUCGAAACAAACGUUUCUCCAUAGGGGAGCAAAAGACUUUGAUGAGCCAACUUCUCUCUGGAAUUGAGCACAUGCACCAAUUGUGGAUUUUACAUCGUGAUCUUAAAACUUCCAAUCUUCUGAUGUCUCAUACGGGAGUAUUGAAAAUUGCCGACUUCGGUCUAGCAAGAGAAUAUGGUGAUCCGUUGAGAAAAUUCACAUCAAUAGUGGUGACUCUAUGGUAUCGUUCGCCCGAACUGCUCCUCGGCACUCGAUUGUAUUCAACUCCUGUUGAUAUGUGGUCUGUUGGAUGCAUUAUGGCUGAAUUCAUAUUACUGAAACCGUUGUUCCCUGGUCGUGGGGAACUAGAGCAGAUCAAGAAAAUUUUUAUGGAAUUGGGCACACCAACUGAAGCUAUAUGGCCUGGAGUGACUGAAUUGGACGGAUGGAAGGCGUUGACUUUUGAGAAGUAUCCAUAUAAUCAAUUGAGAAAAAAGUUCCUCGCUGGCAGACUUCUCAACGAUACAGGUUUCAAACUUCUUAAUGGUUUGUUGACCUUGGAUCCAAAAAACAGAUUCUCAGCCUCUCAAGCUCUCGAUCAUGAAUGGUUUACAGAAGAGCCGUAUCCAGUACCACCAGAAGAAUUUCCAACGUUCCCCGCAAAAAGUGAGCAGAACAAAGCUCCACCCCCAGCAGCCAAACCGAAGCAGCCAGAAAAUCGUAUGGCGCACGUCGAUCCUGAAACUGCAAAACUUUUGAAACAAUUUGAAGUUCGACCGGAACAAGUGAAACCUGGGGGAUUUUCUCUGAAGUUCGAUCCAACAAGAUUUUGA